Molecule: messenger RNA, 1986 nt
Organism: Rhinocladiella mackenziei CBS 650.93
Lineage: Eukaryota; Fungi; Ascomycota; Eurotiomycetes; Chaetothyriales; Herpotrichiellaceae
Exons: 2
Coding region: 1-1986 (661 amino acids)
Source: RefSeq, a predicted model, not a curated record
AUGUCCUAUUACGACGACGACCGACCGCGCCGACACAGGAGCACUCGGGAGCGAUCACGAAGAGAUGAUUAUGAUGACACCGUCUAUGACGAGGACACCCGAGAAACUCGCAUAGUCAAACGUCGUGAUGACAGUGCUGAUUCCAUCGAGGAAGUCUCCCGAGACUUUGCUCCGGGGGAUCGCGGCGGCGCUUACUAUCGCGAGACCACGGUGCGCAAAAGUGGCCAUCGUCCUACCCGUGCCCGAUCCACCGACGACCGUUACUAUGAUGAUCGCUACGAUGAUCGCUCCUAUGUGUCCCGCCGAAGACGUGACGACGACUACACCGUUGCCACUUCCAAGCGCCGAAGUCGAGAUUAUGAUGACCGACGCCGGUCCCGGCACCAUGACUCCUACUCAGACGACUCCUCCCGCAGUCGUACGCCUCCAAAGAAAGAGCGCAGAAAGUCCACCACCGAAGAGUUACUGGGCAGUCUGGGCUUGGGAGGUGUUGCCGGAGCUCUCCUCGGCAAGGGUCGUGAUAGAUCAAGAUCCAGUGACCGUGACGGUGGCCGUCGUCGGAGCCGUAGCCGUCGUGAUAGAUCAGAUUCGGAUCGAUCUCGACACCGAAGCAAGAGUCGCAGCAAUGUCAAAAGCGAACAAGUCUCUCAAGCCAUCAAAGCCGCCGUGUUGGCGGGCGCCAGCGAAGCCUUCCGUGCUCGAAAAGAACCAGGAGGUUGGGGUGGCGAUAAAGGCAAACGAGUUCUCACGGCCGCUCUUGCUGCUGGAGGUGUCGAUGGCUUGAUCUCCGACCGUCGUGACCCGGAUCAUCACAAGAAGCGUGACAUUGUCGGCUCUGCCUUGGCUGGUCUGGCGACCAACCGCAUCAUCAAUGGACCACGAUCCAAAUCCCGCGGUAGAAAUGGCAGUCCGGACAGUCGUCGUGGUCGAAGCCAGUCCCGUGGAGGCAUUGGUGAUUUGGCGGCUGGCGGUGUUAUGGCGGCGGCUGCGAAGAAAGUCUACGAUCAUGUGCGCUCUCGCUCCCGCGGUCGGUCUCGAUCUCGGUCUCGCAGCUCGUCCUACGGCAGUCGAAGCCCACCACCACGCCGCAAGCGAAGUGCAAGCGUGUCAUCCAUGGCGGCCAAGGGCCUUGCGGCCCUGGGUUUGAAGGAUGCCGCGGACAAGGUGGACCCAGAUCGCCGACACUCACGAAGUUAUGACGAUUACUACGACGAUGGUCGAUCCAGUCGAAACGGAGGAUAUGGAUACAAUGAUUCCAGAGAUGUACGUACAAUUCAACCCCAACAUGGGGCCCCCCCCCGUGCCAUGAGUCUCCCUCGAGGACCGCCUCCUGGCUAUGAACUUGACUACGGCCCGCGCCAUACCGGUGACCCAGAGACAGACUCGGAUUCUGACCUCGGCUCCAGUUCCGACGAUGAGAAGAAGACGAAGAAAAGUCGCAAGAAAAUGGUCCUCACGGGAGGUCUUGCCACUGUGGCGACCAUUCACGCGGCGCACAGUGUCUAUCAAAGUAUGGAGAAGAGGGAAGCUCGAAAGCAUGCCUUGAAGGAGGGUGAAAUCAGUCCAGAACAAGCACAGAAAGAGAAGAACAAGAACAGGUUGCAAGAUGCCGCAAGUAUUGGUAUAGCUGCCCUCGGUCUUAAAGGGGCGUACAGUGAAUGGCAGGAGUUACGUGAGGCUCAGAAGAGGAUGAAAGAACAAGCAGAUAAACAUGAGCGACACCGAGCUAAACGGGAAGCACGAAGAAGGAAGAUGAGUAUGACUGCCGCCCACCACUAUAUCGACAACGGUUUCACAGGAAGCAUGCCCAACCUUGGGACGUAUGCUCAUGACCCUUAUCACCCUCCUGCAGCACCACCUUACAGCACUGGUACCUCGAUUCAUUAUUCUGACGACAACCCUUACGGAGCACUUACGCAGCAACCGGCUUAUGUUCCGUCACCUCCACCUCCGCCGGUGGGCUUUCCGAGGGCAAAUACGCGAUAA